This is a messenger RNA of Epithele typhae, 1146 nucleotides long. RefSeq names its product putative oxidoreductase C terminal-domain-containing protein. The transcript has 13 exons. Bases 1 to 1146 code for a protein of 381 amino acids. Lineage: Eukaryota; Fungi; Basidiomycota; Agaricomycetes; Polyporales; Epitheliaceae. Gene Ontology annotation, molecular function: nucleotide binding. The record is from RefSeq and is a predicted model, not a curated record.
AUGGACAGCACUUUCAACGUACUCAUCGUCGGUGCUGGAGAAAUUAACUUUGGGUCAGUGGAAGGACCGUGGAAUCACGCAAGUCUUAGCCUCCGACUCGAAAGGAUCCUCGGCCCACGUCUCCGCGUCGUCGGUCUCAUCGACCCCGACGCUGCCCGGGCUGACGUCGCGUUGACGUCGAAACUCGCCUCUCCCGCCGCCAGCUCCUGGAAAGACUGCAAGGCGUUGCCGUCCGUCGCCGCAGCUGCCGGGGUGCUCGCCCUGGGCGCCCUUCCGCGGCUGGCGAUCGUAGGGGCGCCGCCGGGGGUGCGGGGGAGCGACGAGCCCGGGCGGGAUCUGGAGCUGCAGCUCGCGCGGGCGUUCCCGGGGUGCGCGCUGUUCGUCGAGAAGCCGGUGAGCAGCGGCGGGGCGGAGGGGUGCUGGCGGGUCGCGCGGGAGCUCGCGGCGCGCGGGACGCUGGUCGGGGUCGGGUACAUGCUCCGGUAUCUGAAAGGGGGCAGGGAGGCGAUCGCGGCGGAGGGGCUCGUCGUCAUGGGCACGAAUGUGCGGUACGUCAUGGCCUACGAGUACGCGCGCAAGCCGGCCUGGUGGGACAAAACGAUCUCGGGCGGGGCCAUCGUCGAGCAGGCGACCCAUUUCUGCGAUCUGUCGCGUUACUUCGCGGGCGACGUCCAUCUGCCGUCCGUCGUCGCCCACUCCGUCCAGCAUCACGAGCCUCCUGGCCAUCUUUCCGCCAAACGGUUCGACGAGGACCCAAUCCCCGCUGAAAACCGCCUGCCCAGGCUCACCAGCGCGACCUGGAAAUACACGCACGGCGCCGUGGGUACCCUCACCCACGUGAUCGCGCUCCACGGGACUACGUACGACACCGAGCUCGACGUCUACGCGGACGGUUACCACUUCAAGCUCGUCGACCUCUAUUCCGCCCCCACGCUCUCCAUCCGCAUGCCCGGAGCAGACGACCCCUUCGAGACCGAACUCGCAACGUUCAUCGACGUCGUCGACGGCCGGCGCCCCCGCGACGCCAUCCAGAGCAGCUACGCAGAUGCCAUCGGGACGUACGAGCUGACGUGGGCGAUCCGGCGCGCGAGCGAGCGCGCCGCCGACGAGUACGGCAUCGCACCUGGCGCAGCUGGCGAUUCUUAA